UUCACUGUCUGUAGGACUCUUGUUGUUUGGUAACUCAUUGACAGGACCAUUGCCAUUAGAUGUUGGAAGCCUGAAGGCUUUAAAAACUUUUGAUGUUUCGAAUAAUAAUUUAUCCGGUGAACUUCCUAAAACUCUUGGUGAUUGCUUGAGUUUAGAGUUUCUGAACCUUAGUGGUAACUCAUUCCAUGGAUCCAUCCCUUCAACUUUAGAGGAAUUGAAAGGUAUUCAAAACCUUGAUCUUUCUCGAAACUCCUUCUCCGGAAACAUACCCAAGUUCUUGGAGGAGUUGCAGUACUUGUAUUAUUUGAAUCUCUCUUUCAAUAGCUUCUCAGGAGAAGUCCCAAUGAAUGGAGUCUUUGCUAAUGAGAGCGGGAUCUCAUUGCUUGGAAACAAUCAACUCUGUGGUGGAAACAGAGUGUUGAAGCUACCACCAUGUUCUCAUUCCAAGAACAAAAGAUUACAAGUGCUUAUUCCAACAGUAGUCACAGCAUUCAUAUGUUUGGUUAUCUUAGUACUUUGUUUGCUGAAGCUGAAGAAGAAAAUCGACAAAGAAUAAUUCAGAGCUAGUGAAUUAUGAUCCACAACUUGUUAAGGUUUCUUAUGCUGAGCUUCUCAAAGCAACAGAAGGCUUUUCAAUGAACAACUUGGUUGGAAUUGGGAGCUUUGGGUCAGUGUACAAAGCAAUGCUAAAAUUAGUCGAAGAUGGUGUCGAGGAGACGAAGCUUGUUGCAGUGAAGGUACUGAACAUGAAACAAAGAGGAGCAUGCAAGAGCUUCAUCUCUGAGUGUGAGGCAUUGAGAAGCAUUCGACAUCGAAAUUUAGUAAGAAUUAUCACGGUUUGCUCGAGCAUUGAUUUCAAAGGCAGUGACUUCAGAGCUCUGGUUUAUGAGUUCAUGCCUAAUGGCAGUCUUGAUCACUGGCUACAAUCAAAUGAAAAGAAGUUGAGUUUUAUCCAAAGACUCAACAUCAUGAUUGAUGUUUCUUCGGCUUUGGAGUAUCUUCAUCAUCAAGGGACUACUCCGAUAAUCCAUUGUGAUCUUAAGCCGAGCAAUAUUCUUCUCGACGAGGAAAUGUCAGCUCAUGUCGCCGACUUUGGGCUAUCUAGAUUUGCCGCAUUGAAUGGCAACUCAAGCUCAACUUCUUUGAGAGGAUCCAUUGGAUAUGCUGCUCCAGAGUAUGGAAUGGGAAACAAAGCAUCAAGUGAGGGAGAUGUUUACAGCUUUGGAAUACUUGUGCUGGAGAUGAUGACAGGGAUGAGUCCAACUGGGAAUAAGUUCAAGGAUGAAUUGAGUUUGAGGAAGUGUGUUUGUGAUGCAUUGCAGGAAAGAGUUUGGGAUGUUAUAGAUUCAAAACUCUUUGAAGAUGAAGAUGGAUUUGUGAAGGAUUGCAUGGUUCCUGUGCUGAAAAUUGGGAUUGAUUGCUCUGAGGAAAAUCCAGUGAAGAGGUUGCAAAUGGGAGAUGUUUCUAAGGAAAUGCAUGCUAUUAGAAAUGGUCUUCUUCUUGUGACCGGUCUUCAUGGCAGGUCAUGA
Molecule: messenger RNA, 1529 nt
Organism: Dioscorea cayenensis subsp. rotundata (Guinea yam)
Lineage: Eukaryota; Viridiplantae; Streptophyta; Magnoliopsida; Dioscoreales; Dioscoreaceae
Product: probable LRR receptor-like serine/threonine-protein kinase At3g47570
Exons: 2
Coding region: 636-1529 (297 amino acids)
Biological process (GO): protein phosphorylation
Molecular function (GO): protein kinase activity; ATP binding
Source: RefSeq, a predicted model, not a curated record